Colius striatus (speckled mousebird) is the source of this 3482-nucleotide messenger RNA. It is a transcript of the gene FUBP3, whose product is annotated as far upstream element binding protein 3. Gene Ontology annotation, biological process: regulation of gene expression. Gene Ontology annotation, molecular function: mRNA binding. The record is from RefSeq and is a predicted model, not a curated record. The transcript is spliced from 18 exons. Gene Ontology annotation, cellular component: cytoplasm; nucleus. NCBI's taxonomy places the organism in Eukaryota, Metazoa, Chordata, Aves, Coliiformes, Coliidae. The coding region runs from base 71 to 1690 and encodes 539 amino acids.
CUUUCCGGGUGCGGGUCCCCGGGCGGAGCGGCGGGACGGCGCGGCGGCGGCGGGGCGCGGGGCGCGGGUCAUGGCGGAGCUGGCGCAGGGGCAGAGCGCAGCGCCCGUGGGGAUCAAGCCUGAAGGGUUCGUCGACGCUCUGCACCGGGUCCGACAGAUUGCUGCUAAAAUUGGAGAUAUUCCUCACUUGAAUAACUCUACAACACUUGUGGACCCAUCAGUCUAUGGUUAUGGAGUGCAGAAACGGCCCCUGGAUGAUGGAGGUCUCCGUGUAAGUGGCCUCCAUGGAGCACAGAUAAGAGACACAGAGAGAAUAGGUAACCAGUUAGGGGCCCUGGUACAUCAAAGGGCUGUAAUAACAGAAGAGUUCAAAGUGCCUGAUAAAAUGGUUGGAUUUAUAAUCGGCAGGGGAGGAGAACAGAUCUCACGGAUUCAGGCAGAGUCUGGCUGCAAAAUUCAAAUUGCUCCAGACAGCGGUGGGAUGCCUGAGAGGCCCUGUGUACUCACCGGGACACCAGAGAGCAUUGAACAAGCAAAACGGCUACUGGGGCAGAUUGUAGAUCGCUGUCGGAACGGACCUGGUUUUCACAACGAUGUUGAUGGCAACAGUACGAUUCAGGAGAUUUUGAUCCCGGCAUCCAAAGUGGGUCUAGUCAUCGGCAAAGGAGGUGAAACAAUAAAACAGUUGCAGGAGCGAACAGGUGUGAAAAUGAUUAUGAUCCAAGACGGUCCAAUGCCCACCGGAGCAGAUAAACCUCUCCGUAUUACUGGAGAUGCAUUUAAAGUACAGCAAGCGAGGGAAAUGGUACUGGAGAUCAUCCGAGAGAAAGAUCAGGCAGACUUCCGAGGCGUACGCAAUGAUUUCAGUUCUAGAAUGGGAGGAGGCAGCAUAGAGGUCUCUGUGCCCAGGUUUGCUGUUGGAAUUGUGAUAGGAAGAAAUGGAGAAAUGAUCAAAAAGAUUCAGAAUGAUGCUGGAGUUAGGAUUCAAUUUAAACCAGAUGAUGGGAUUAGUUCUGAAAGAGUGGCACAGGUCAUGGGGCUUCCCGAUAGGUGUCAACACGCGGCGCACAUCAUCAGCGAGCUCAUCCUCACAGCACAGGAACGAGAUGGCUUUGGCAGCAUGGCUGUUGCCCGAGGAAGAGGUCGUGGCCGUGGGGACUGGAGUGUUGGAACACCUGGGGGCAUGCAGGAAAUAACCUACACUGUGCCAGCUGAUAAGUGUGGCCUUGUUAUAGGCAAAGGUGGUGAGAACAUCAAGAGCAUCAAUCAGCAGUCAGGAGCCCACGUGGAGCUCCAGAGAAACCCACCUCCAAACACAGACCCUGGUGUACGAAUAUUCACAAUCAGAGGUGUUCCCCAGCAGAUUGAGCUCGCUAGACAUCUCAUAGAUGAGAAAGUUGGUGGUACCAGCAUGGGUGGACCUGGAGGAUUUGGUCAAAGUCCGUUCAACCAAGCACCCGCUACACCUCAUCAAAAUGGUCCUCAGGCAUUCAUGACACAGGGUUGGGGCAGUACCUACCAGACGUGGCAGCAGCCUGGACAGCAAGUCCCAAGUCAUGCUGCCAGUGCUGCUUCUCAGGCAAGCUCCCAGCCCGACUACACGAUGGCUUGGGCAGAGUACUACAGACAGCAGGCUGCCUACUACGGGCAGACACUAGGGCAGGCUCAGGCCCACAGCCAGGAGCAGUAGAACAAGUUCCUCGUGGCAAUUCUUUCGGUUUGGUUUUUGUUUGUUUGUUUUUUCCCCCCUUGGAAUCAUUGUGGAAGAAAAAAAACCCCCUUUUUGUAACAGAGGUUUCUAGAUUUGCAACCUUUCCAUGAAGACUUCUCCUGCUUGGCCUGUGAAACACUAGCUGUAGGAUAAUCCACACUGAACUUUUCUAAAGAAUCAGGAACAAUUAGUAACUUGCUAAACUCAUGGACAUGCUGGUGAUUUUGGUUCCAAAUUUGUUUUUGAAGAAAAAAAAAGAGAGAAAAAAGAGAAAAAAAAAGAAAUGAAAAAGAAACAGAAAAGGAACAAAAAAGAAACAAAAAGCCUCCAGGAUUCUUUUUGGAGAGAAGCCAGAGAAUUUACAAGCACCAAAACUCACCCCAGAGCUGUGACAUUUCAACAUGUGGCUUUUUAUUUUGUGUGUGUGUCUUCAGUUGGUUGUUAUUUUUUUUUGGGGGGGGGAGUGUUUUUUCCCCUCCUUCCUUUUAAUUUUCAACCUUUUCUGUUGCAACAGAAAGAGUGGCUUGGAAGUCUUAGGUGGUGUGUAACAAAUCCUUUAAAGGAGAGGAAAAAAAAAGCAACAAAAAAAAGAGGAAGAAAAAAAAGAGAGAAGAAUUUUAAACAGUAUUUAAAUAUUCUUAAAUAUGUAAAUUCAUUAAAUGUUUUAGUGCUCAGUUUGUUGUACCUUGGCUGUCUUUUUGGUUUGUAUUGCUCUUUUGUUUCGUUGUUUUUCAAAGCAAAAACCCUGAGCUAUGCUGUGUUCUUGUAAUUAAUGAUGUGAAUUCUGUAUGGAGACAGUGACUUGUGCUGUGGGGCAGGUUUUGGGGCCGGGGAGGGGAACGUUUUUGUAGGGUUUGUAUAAUUUCUAGAGUCUAAAGGGGGUAAUAUAAACAAGGAAAACCAAGUGUUCAUUUGUGUUUUAGCAAUACAGUUCUGUUCAUGUCUCCAGUGCUGGUUGCAUUGCUGGAUCUAAGACCUCCAAGCUUGUUAAAAAAAAAUCAAACAGCAAAAAAAUAGGAAAAACAAAACAAAAAGAGACAAAAAAAACCAACCUCAACCCCAAACACCCCCAAAUCCAACCCCAGACCCCCAAAUCCAACCCCUCAAAUCAACCCCAACCCCAAACCCCCAAAUCAACCCCCAAAUCCAACUCCAACCCCUUUCCCUCUAUUGCUCAGAAAUAUAAAUACUGUUAUUUUUAAUAUUAAAAUGAAUCUGCUAUUAGUACCUUUAACAAACACUGUGGAACAUAAAAAACCAUAUAAAAGGUAGUAACUAUUUUUUAAUUCCAAGGUGUUUUUUGCUUUUUUCAUUGCUUUUAAAUAUUUUCUUAUCUAAUAUUUGUCAAAUUUACCUAGAGAAAGAAAAAUGAAUCUAGUAUUAACCACGGGAUGCUCUGAGGACUCUUUUGAUUUAAUAAAAGGGAGAAUAUGAUUUCCAAUGUUUACUGUAGUUGUUUCUUGUACAGAUAACAGUGUAUUUUUAAAGGAGAAACGGAAUUGAAGCUAUUUUUUCUUGCAUUUUUAAUUGCCCUGCGGGACAUUCCGCUUUGAAAUGUGCCCAAAUCCCUCUUCUUGGGUUCUUUCCUUGUUGUUUUGUGUUUUUCCUUAUGCUUGAAAUGUCUAACUACAAAGAAACACGAUUGGAUAAUGUUGAGCAUGGUGUUUAAAAGAGAGAAAAAGCCAACAAAAGUGUUCUUUUUAUUUGACUGACAGUUGCAUUUUACACUCUAUAUAAUAAAAUCUCCACAAGGUGUCUUGUGGAUGAAGUA